CUCUGUCUUUUUCAUAUUUUCUCAUUCCCUUUUCCUUCCAUAUUAAUUGUCUUUAGUGUUUCCUUUUUAUCCAAUGGGUGCAGGUGCUUCCAAGAACAAGAUUACUUCCCAGGAUCAAGCCAUCUUGAAUUUGAAGAUACAAAGGGAUAAAUUAAAACAAUAUCAAAAGAAGGUGAAUCUUGUGAUUGAAAAGGAAAUACAAGCUGCCAAAGUCUCUUUGAAUCAAGGGAACAAGAAAAAGGCAUUACUUGCUUUAAAGAAAAAGAAAUAUCAAGAACAACUACUUGAAAAAACUGAACAACAACUUUUGAAUUUGGAAGAACUGACUCAAUCGAUUGAAUAUGCAUUAGUAGAAAAACAAGUGUUGGAAGGACUCAAGAAUGGCAAUGACGUAUUGAAAGAAAUUCACAAGGAAAUGUCUCUGGAAGACGUUGAACGAUUAAUGGAUGAUACUGCUGAUUCUAUUGCUUACCAAAACCAAAUCGAUGAUAUUCUCAGUGAACAACUGACGGCUGAAGAUGAAGAAGAAAUCAUGAAAGAGUUGGAUCAACUUCGAUUGGAAGAGCUUGAUGCCAAUCUACCCUCUGUACCUGAAUCCGAACUUCCCAAAACUGAACCUGUUUUACCUGAAGUGCCAACACAUAUACCAAGCACUGUCCAACCUGAACCAAUCAAGAAGAAGGAGAGAAGUCAACCCAUGUUAGCCUCUUGAAAAAAAAAGGAACUAUUUGUAUCCUCUUAUAUUUACUUCACUAUGCCCACCAUGAAAAUUUAGAUCUAGUAUUAUUUAGCGAUAGCGUUUGGUUCUUACUUUUUAUUAUUAUCAUUAUUACACUUGUUACAAUAAACAAUUAUCUGAUUCCCACUUU
Molecule: messenger RNA, 869 nt
Organism: Halteromyces radiatus
Lineage: Eukaryota; Fungi; Mucoromycota; Mucoromycetes; Mucorales; Cunninghamellaceae
Product: Snf7-domain-containing protein
Exons: 6
Coding region: 74-712 (212 amino acids)
Biological process (GO): vesicle budding from membrane; late endosome to vacuole transport via multivesicular body sorting pathway
Cellular component (GO): multivesicular body; ESCRT III complex
Source: RefSeq, a predicted model, not a curated record